Messenger RNA from Ceratina calcarata, 1872 nucleotides. RefSeq names its product coiled-coil domain-containing protein 174. The transcript has 2 exons. The record is from RefSeq and is a predicted model, not a curated record. NCBI's taxonomy places the organism in Eukaryota, Metazoa, Arthropoda, Insecta, Hymenoptera, Apidae. The coding region runs from base 266 to 1762 and encodes 498 amino acids. Gene Ontology annotation, cellular component: nucleus.
AACUGCAGAAUGUAGCAGUCUAAAUAUAAGUAGAUAUUGUCUACUGGAACGACGUUCUUCGAAAUACUCACUCUUGUCAAAGUUGAGAUACACAAACAACACUUUGUUGUUAGUGCAAUGAAAGCAAGCUUAAAUUUUUAAGGUAAUUUAAACACAUUUGCUUUUUAAUGUAAUAAUGUAUGUUAAGUUGUGCGUACUACGAUUCCUGCAUUCUUGUAACGGUGUUGUCGAACAAAGAAAAUAAGACUCAACAAAUGUAUCAACGAUGAAUAAUGCGAAAAAGAUCAACGUAAACUUUUCGUCUCUAGUGGGCUUGAAAGCAGAACUUUUAAAGAAGCAGCAGGAGGUGAACGAGGCGAAGUUAAAAUCUGAGACGAAUCACACUGUGCCACAGCUCCAAAAGAAGAAGCUAAAGAAAAUUAGAAAUGAGAAGAAAACGGAGAAUUCGGAUAAAUCUGAAUACAUCGAGGACGUUGAUACUCAUAAGAAAUCAAAAUUGAUGUUGGAAGCAAAGGCAAGAUUAUAUCAGAAAUUGAAGAAGUCUAAAACUACCAACGAGAAUUUUCUCGUCGAUUUUACAAACAAAUCAGACGAAUCUGAGGAGGAACCUUUACCAGAGGAUGCGACUGAUGAGAUGUUGGAAAAUGAAGAUGAUUGGGUAGAAUAUGAGGACUGUUUUGGUCGCACGAGAAGGUGUUUAAAAGAAGAUUUGCCUUUCAUGCAAGAAAAAGAUCAAUUGAUAAAACAUCAAAUAAUAAGUGAAAAAGGUAUUGAUCCAAAAACUAAAGACAAUGUUGAACAGAGUUGUAAAGAGAAGGAGAAAGAAAGUGAAAUAGAGAUUAUGAGGAGAAAAUGGGAGGAGCAAUCCAAGAAGUUGGCAGACAAAGUUAAUAUACAUUAUCAAGACGUCUUGUUUGACGAAGCGAGAACCCAUGGUGUUGGUUACUAUGCAUUUUCAACGGACGAAGAGCAAAGAAUGAAGCAGCAAGAGAAUUUGUUUAAUUUAAGGAAGGAGACAGAGAGAAAGCAGAGAGAGAUACAGGAAUUAAAGCAGUUGAAAGAAAAAAUGGAACACAACAGGCUGAAGGCGGCCAGAAUCCGACAACGUGUGAGAGCAGGAUUACCUAUAGACACAACAGAGGAAGAAUUUAAGGAGAAGAACGAUAAUGAGUCUAAUCAAAACAUAUCGGAAAAUAUGCCUGAUGUAAGUCCAACAGAAAAAACUGUGCCUGACGUCAAGGAGGAACAAGAGGGUGAUGAGAACAAAAAUGUAGAAAAGGACGAGGAAGCAGAGAAAGAAAACAAAAUAAAAGCUCUCGGAGAACUUUUAGGAAAGAGGACUCAUUGGUAUGAAAUGUCUCAAGAGGAAUGGGUCGACAAAUGUAGGAAAACCAGGAUUAAUGAAUUUGGGCCAAUGUAUGAGAAUUUUAAGAGUGCUGGUUACUUGAACUCGGAGAACUCUCAGGGUAAUCAGCCUGAUUCAACUUCAAGUACUCGGAAUGAUGAGAAACUUGACUCACGUGAUCACGUUGAAAAUUGUAACGAAAUGAGUAUAGAUUCUUAUGAUAUACCUCUUCCGCCUGACUUUAACGUUCAACAGAAUUUGACCGAAGGAAGCAGUGAUCCUUCAGAUACUGUUGAACAUCGAUUCAAUGAUGCGACCGAUAGUCAAAUAAAACCAAAUAGAAACAUAGACGAAGCGAGUAUAGCAGCCGGGCUUAGGUAUUUAAGGAAAAAAUUUGAAGAAAGUCAAACUACUUGAAGCAUUUGUAUCAUAUUACGUUAUUAUGCUGGACACACUGUUGUAAAUAUACUGUACAAUAUCAAUUCAUUGUAUAGAAAACAUGUACGAUAUAAAGUAUUGUAAGUAUA